Molecule: messenger RNA, 2318 nt
Organism: Branchiostoma floridae (Florida lancelet)
Lineage: Eukaryota; Metazoa; Chordata; Leptocardii; Amphioxiformes; Branchiostomatidae
Product: carboxylesterase 5A-like
Exons: 8
Coding region: 1-1743 (580 amino acids)
Source: RefSeq, a predicted model, not a curated record
AUGUGUCCGGGUCUCCCCAGCGGCCGGCCCGACGACUCACCACCACACCCUACAGAUCAAGGUGAAGAUGUCGUGGCGUACACCAUGAACGGGAGACUGCGGGGUAGAACAGCCCGAGUGGCGGACGGCAGGGUCCAGGUGUACAUGUUCCUGGGGGUGCCCUACGCCAGGCCGCCGCUGGGAGGGUUAAGGUUCCACGCCCCCCUCCCCCAUGAGCCGUGGACCGGUGUCAGAAACGCUACCCAGCACGGCGCCCAUUGUGCCCAGGACAUCCCCCAAGACCGGCGGUUCUACCACAGCAUCCCGCUGUUCAUGCCGCACGCCAGGAUCAGCGAAGACUGCCUGUUCCUGGACGUGUACACGCCGACCAUGGACACUACGGCUCGGCUAGCGGUGCUGUUCUUCAUACAUGGCGGGGGUUUGUUCAGCGGUAGCGGUGCACAGUACGAUGGUCGGGCCCUUGCCGCGAUGGGAAACAUCGUCGUUGUCAUAAUAAACUACAGGUUGGGUAUCCUUGGAUUUUCGGGAAUCGGGGGACAGUGGAACGUCGGGUUCUUGGACCAGAUCAUUGCGCUCCGUUGGGUGCAACAGAACAUCCAUGUCUUCGGCGGAGACCCCGGACAGGUGACCGUAGCGGGGCAGUCUGCGGGCGGGAAUAGUGUCGGCCUCUUGGUGCUCUCCCCUCUCACUGACGGGCUGUUCCACCGGGCGAUAUCCCAGAGUGGCGCGGCCUCUACAAUACCUACCCAGCCGAAUACAGACCACACAGAGAACAUCUUCUUCUUGUUGUCGAGGUUGUGCACUCGUCCCUCUCCCUCGGAAACGCUGGAGUGUCUGAACCUUGGUCUGAGAAAUUUAUCUGCAGAAGAUUUUGUCAAUGCCUGGGGCUGGAGACACCAGCCUGCGGUGGACGGAUUCUUUCUACCGGAUCAGCCGACAACGCUGCUGAAGAACGGAUCGGCGAAGAACAUCGAGUAUCUCAUGGGUGUCACCAAUCACGAGAUGGGGCAUGUCAUUGCCCUAGACUGGCAUUUCAUUGGCGAGAAGGACAGAGACCAAAUACGGAGCAUAAUCGCCGCUGGAUAUAGGGACUAUUUCCAGUGUAUGAAUGGACAGACGGAUGUAUAUAUUGACGUGAGCAAGUUCAUCUCCGAUCCCCUGCUGGACCUGUACAAGAUGGAACAGGACCCGCUUAUGCAGGUCAUCGGAGAUAUGAUGUUCACUGUCCCCACUGUCAACACUGCCUGGUACAGAACAGAUACUCCCGUGUACCUGUACGAGUUCCAGCAUCGGCCCUCCUGGCACCACAGCAGGCCCGCCCACGUCAAAGCCGACCAUGGUGACGAGCUGCUGUUUGUGUUCGGCGCUCCUUUCUUCGACUGGCCGAGAAACCCUGCCGACCCGGCCUGGCGAGUCAACUUCACGGAGGAGGAGAGAGUUCUCAGUCGGAAGAUUCUGACCUAUUGGACAAACUUCGUGAAAACUGGGGACCCCAACAGGGGGGACACGGAACCUACAUCAACGUUUGAUCUUGAAGCCUGGCCCCGCUACUCCCGAGAAAACCAAGAAUAUCUUCAACUUGACCUUGAUAUAUCAACUGCCCACCGUCUAAAGGAAGAAAAAGUCAAGCUAAUCAACGACAUGCUGGCGUGCUCCAAUUCGUCUGUCAGUUCGUCCGGACUGGACAGGACAGUAAUGACGCUCUGUGUUCUGAUGUUAUGCUUUUAUUAUGGACUUCUCUAAAAUCAGACCACUGCAAUGCAGAGCUUACACAGCACUGUGGCCUAAAGGCUAAGAAACUGGAGAAGGGCGUCGCUCUAGAAACAUCAUGUGGUAUGGGAAGGGCUUUGACUGGAUGACAAAUUGUGCCCCUAAACACCGUACCGAACCGUAAUUGUUUCUAAAGCCAGCGGCAACAAUCGUUCUCUGGACAAAUAAGAACCUACAGUAUGUGUACUUGACUGUGAUUUCAAGCAGUUGUAUUGCAGACAAGCCAAAGUUAUGCAUUUGGUCCAAUAAAAUAUAACUUCACCUACUACAUUUUUGUACAUCAAGCCACGUAUAAAAAGAAAAACAUAGACGUAUACAUCUGCUUACAUAAAGCAAGAUUUAUUAUUCAUUUCAAGUCAUAGAAAUGGUCCUACAGAAAUUUGUGCACUUUUCCAGUAACUAUUGGAAGCAUAAGCAUUACAUUUCAGAUGUCAAUGUGGCCACAGAUUUGGAAUGCAUUAUACAUAAUAUUGAUGUGGACAACACCAUCUUAGCACUCAUGAUUGAAUUAGGUUCACACGUACACUGUAUAAAAGAAAUACUGUAUG